AUGGAGCGUUAUUGGGACAUAGGAGCAUUAAAUUCGAGCCCAACAGGAGUCGAAGUCCAGAUUUCAACAGCCCAAGGAAACUGUAACAACAACGCACAGAGAAAAUACUGUAUGGGCGCAUGCAAGGACAACUCACGAAGCAGAUAUCCGAGUAUGAACCAGUGGAUAGGGGGGAUUGAGGGAAAGUUGACAAACGACUGGCGAAAGUUUAAGGAGGAUAUCGGAACGGGAGACACAGGAUUUAAAAGAUCCAAACAUCUGGGGGGCGAUAGCGUGACUUGGGGGGAUCUGUUAACGUGUGUUUUGAAAAAAAUAGGAGAAAUAGCAAGCGAAACUGAUCUUGCCAGGAGCCAAAACACCAGCCCCUUCUGGGACUGCGGGCAUUGGAAGGGAGUCACAAAUAAGAACCAGGCGGGAGUUUGGGAGGACAACAACAAUACGCAAGCGAUGUUGAUGAUGAUAACUUGUAUAAUUCUGGGGUUUAAGCAACAGUAUUUAACGGACAGGGCAGGGGCCCCAAAGAACUAUAAGGAACUCUGUGGGGUGGCUAAUGACACUUUAGCAGUCGACCCAGAGGAUUGGGAGAAGAUUCAAGACGGACGCUCAGAAGAAUUAUCAGACAAGAUAGCGAAGUGUGGUUCAGGAGGAAAUACCAAAGGGUGUUCAGCAGCAGCAUUAUCAUUAAUAUUGACUGUCUAUGAGGCUAUGAGAAGAUGUUGUGGCACCUGUCAUAGUUUUACAGUUGAUGGUUGGUUAAGGCCAGGAUCAAAUCCCAACUCAGAAACGAAGAGUUUGAAAUGGAAUAGCACCAAAAGAAGAUGGGAAUCCGACAGCACCAGUAACGGAAGGUUGAUGAUUACGGGGGGGAGUUUGGGUGUCUAUCUGCCAGAAACCAAGACAGUACAAACCGAGGACCGAUUAGGUCCAGGCCACAGCAUGGGGAGGCAGGACCAACAGGAACCCCCCCCAAAGAUAACCAGGGCGGCACCCUCCACCCAUUCACCCAUCACUGGAGGGUCAAAUACAGCACAGUCCGACCAUCAACCCCAUCCAGAGGAUCAGAACAACCUUCAGGAAAACAAAGGGGAGACAUCAGAGGCGUCAACGGCCAAGCCGCCAACAAACCACGAGCCGGUCACAUCAAGAAGGGGGGUCCAAAGCGAUUCCGGUUUCCCCCCCUCUGUAUCCAUCUCAGGAGAUAAUUCUCAUGGACAAAAUACGAACGACAGAUCCCCCCACCCCACGGCUACCCAACUAAGCCAACAUCUACCGGCAGGUUCGCGCGUCGAGGAGAAGAAUAAUAGCGUGGUACAAGGGGCCGAUCUCACGAGUAAUGAGCCCCUACAAGAAGACUCAUCAUCUCCCUGGGCCGGGAUGGCAGGGGGGAUAGCAGCAGUCGCAGGCGUUGUUGCUUCUGCAUAUGCGUAUUGGAGAAUCUUUAGUCCGGGGUCUAAGUGCGACCAGGAAGCCCUGCAGAGCAAGAAGGAGAAACUGCCCGGGUUCAAUUACGGCAGGGAUUCCCGGAAGUUGUCAGUUGGACCCCUCAAGCUCAGGAGGGCAUCAGUUGGACAUGAAAGGGGCGCAUUAUCCAUGAAGGUUUCUAGUACAGCCAUGGACGCGGAAAGUUUCGAACUAAGGGAAGGUGAGUUUCGGGCAAUGGGUGAUUAG
Molecule: messenger RNA, 1668 nt
Organism: Plasmodium inui San Antonio 1
Lineage: Eukaryota; Apicomplexa; Aconoidasida; Haemosporida; Plasmodiidae
Exons: 2
Coding region: 1-1668 (555 amino acids)
Source: RefSeq, a predicted model, not a curated record